AGGCAGACAGGCAAAGGUUGGACACUGAACUGUGUGCUUGUUUAAUGCCACGCUUGAUUUUUCAGUUUUAAGCUCCUUCAUAGUUAAUUAGUUUUUCACACCUUCAUGGCUGCUUAGUUUUUCUCACCACAGGGGCAAACGUUCUUCUGUUAAUAUGGUCUGCUGUUUCUCUCAUGUGUGAGAAAUGUCAGCUGCUCCUCAUGGAUGUGGACACAAGAUGUAUCAACGACACCUCACUCUCCAAGUGCUAUGAGGAGUCAUCAGGUCCGCUUGCUCUGAUCAUCAUCCCUUCUCUGUUAGCUCUCAGCACAGUUUUAGUGGUGGCUCUGAUUUUCUGCAGUCUCCACAAGAACAAACAAAGGCAGCAGAGCAGCUCCUCUCAUUCUACGAAUGGCCAGCAGAGUGCAACCCUGUCUGCAGCUUCUGUAAGCACUGCAAAGGUCCAGCAGGCUUUGUAUCCCUGGGAAAUCCCAGAGGAGUGUGUUCUUGAGGGACUAGAGUUUUGGCAGGCAGGCCACUAUGGCCCCAUUUGUAAAGGUCUGCUGAAGAAGAGAGACGGUCCCUCCUCUGCUGUGGUGGUUAAGUCCCUUCGAGAUGGGCCCAACCACCCUGAAGCUAAGGAGUUUGUGGAGUGUCUCCUGUUCCAUGCAACAGUGUGUAAACAUGAGAAUGUGGUGAAGAUGUUGUGCUGUCAGACCAAGCGUCUCCCCAUGUACCUGGUCUUAGAUGCCUGCAGCCCAGGGAACCUCCUUCACUUCCUCUGGACGCUCAGAAAUAAGAAUUUAAACCCUGUGGAGCCAUUGCAGGAGUUCUCUGAGAGAUCAGUGUUUCUUGUGGCCAAGCAAGUUGCAGCUGGCCUGGAUUACCUGAUGUCAGAGCACAGGCUGGUGCAUGGUGAUGUUGCUGCCAGGAACAUCUUAAUUGGCCCAGACCUCUCAGCCCGAGUGUCUGGAUUGGGUGUAGCAUUUGGAGGACGCAAAAUGGAUUCAUCAAUUAGGCAGAGGGCAGCAGAGGUUCCUCUCAAAUGGCAGGCUCCAGAGAGGAUUAUGAUGCAGCUCAGUAUUGACAGGGGGGACGUGUGGUCAUUUGGAAUCUUACUCUACGAACUGGUUACCUUAGGCUCUCCUCCAUACCCUGAGUUAGAGCCUCUGUCCGUCCUUCCGAAGCUACAAGGGUCUUACAGAAUGAGGAGACCGGAGAAUUGUGGAGGGCCUUUGUAUGAUCUGAUGAAGUACUGUUGGAUGUGGAGUUUCAAAGACCGACCUGCAUUCUCAGCCAUCAUAAAGCUGUUGGAGUCCUCAUUGCACCUUGCAGCAACUAAACCUAUUCAUGUUCCCGAUGUCAUAGACACAUUUGAGUAUAACAGAAAGGCAGGAGUGCUCUCUUAAACUCCUGUGCAACGAAAUAU
Molecule: messenger RNA, 1408 nt
Organism: Toxotes jaculatrix (banded archerfish)
Lineage: Eukaryota; Metazoa; Chordata; Actinopteri; Toxotidae
Product: tyrosine-protein kinase STYK1
Exons: 9
Coding region: 174-1388 (404 amino acids)
Biological process (GO): positive regulation of kinase activity; protein phosphorylation; cell surface receptor protein tyrosine kinase signaling pathway
Cellular component (GO): signaling receptor complex
Molecular function (GO): transmembrane receptor protein tyrosine kinase activity; ATP binding
Source: RefSeq, a predicted model, not a curated record